This is a messenger RNA of Quercus lobata, 1469 nucleotides long. RefSeq lists its product as uncharacterized. Gene Ontology annotation, molecular function: nucleic acid binding; RNA-DNA hybrid ribonuclease activity. The coding region runs from base 170 to 1162 and encodes 330 amino acids. The record is from RefSeq and is a predicted model, not a curated record. NCBI's taxonomy places the organism in Eukaryota, Viridiplantae, Streptophyta, Magnoliopsida, Fagales, Fagaceae. The transcript is spliced from 11 exons.
AUAAAUCCUUUCCCGCCAAAGCCCACCAACCAUUUUUCCAAUGUUCUUUCUCGCUCUUCAUCUCUCUCAUUGUGCCACCUUUCAAAAAAGUAGUACUUUAACUGACUAGACCUCUCUCUCUGCUAAGUGCUGUGCUGGGUCACUAAGAUUUUUGGGUAUUGGGACAUCAAUGGCGGAAGAGAAGGACGCUUUUUAUGUUGUACGGAAAGGGGAUAUCGUUGCCAUUUACAACAGUUUGAGUGAUUGCCAAGCUCAAUCCGGGUCUUCUGUGUGGAAUCCUUCCAUUAGUGUGUACAAAGGAUAUUGCUUGUCUAAGGAUGCUGAGGAGCACCUUGCCUCGCAUGGGCUUAAGAAUGCUACUUAUUCUGUUGGCGCUGCUGAUGUGACAGAUGAUCUGUUUGGCAAACUUGUUGCUUGCCCCUUUCAGCAACCAGCUUCUUCUGGAGUAAAAGCAGCUGACAAGGAUUUUCACACAAAGAGAUUACAAGGAGCGCUUGAUUCAGACAGUGUUGAUCUGUCUGGAUCAACUUCAUUUUCAACAAAUCCUCAGAAGAAACAGUUCAAGUCAGACUAUGGCAUUCAAGCUCAAGCAAUUUCUUCUUUCGGUGAGGUGUCUGGAUCAACUUCAUUUUCAACAAAUCCUCAGAAGAAACAGUUCAAGUCAGACUAUAGCAAUCAAGCUCAAGCAAUUUCUUCUUUUGGUUAUAUGAAAGUCGUCCAAGUUGCCCAGCCUUCCUGUAUUCUUCUGUUUGAUGGUGCUUCGAAAGGAAAUCCUGGACAAGCUGGUGCAGGAGCUGUGCUGCGUGCUGAAGAUGGAAGUAUGGUCUGCCGAUUGCGUGAAGGGGUGGGCAUUGCAACAAAUAAUGUUGCUGAAUAUCGAGCUGUACUUUUAGGUUUGAAACAUGCUCUUAAGAAAGGGUAUAAACACAUUCGUGUCCAAGGAGACUCUAAACUUGUCUGUAUGCAGAUUCAGGGUCUUUGGAAAACCAAAAAUCAGAAUAUGGCUGACUUGUGUAAAGAGGCGAAGGAGCUUAAGGAUAAAUUUGUGUCAUUCCAAAUCAAUCAUGUCCUUAGGGAAUUUAACUCUGAAGCAGAUGCUCAAGCAAACCAAGCUGUAAAUCUCAAAGAUGGGCAGGUUGAAGAGGAUUGUAGGAAGAUGUAGUAAGAAGCUACAUCUGUUUAUUGAAUGGCAGAAAUGCUGUUGCCUGACUUUUUUGGACUUGUUAUCCUUCAGGCCAGAAUCUGUGAUACCUUCUGCAGGUGAAGUAAAUUUAAGUAUGCUUAGUUUACUAGAAUCUGCUAGAUAAAUUGGGGCAGAUUGUCUUUUAAUGAUUAAUGGGAUACUAUUUAAUAUGUAUUAUAUUCAAGCUUUUGCUUCAGCUGUUGUCCUCUAGUCCGUGAAGAUUAGAGAUGUUUAGUGUUGAUUGGUAAUUUAGAAAUCUGUGAAUACACAGAAUAUUUGUGUAAUA